Molecule: messenger RNA, 11039 nt
Organism: Coregonus sp. 'balchen'
Lineage: Eukaryota; Metazoa; Chordata; Actinopteri; Salmoniformes; Salmonidae
Source: the annotation of a GenBank genome assembly
AUGAAUGGAACAACUUCUGAGAAGGCAGCAUCGAGCCUGUCGUCUGAUCUCCACGCCACACUGAGCUGUCACCCGGGCGCCAAAGAUUUGCCGACGCUGCCAAAGUCCUCUGCCAUGGGGUUCUACAGCGGCCAGACGACGCACAGCCACCACGACAACUACCCCAGCCACGGCCAGUCCUACUCGCAACCAAUGAAGCCAUACUCGUAUCAUCACCACUACAAUAUCCAUGGGAUGGCGCUCUCGGGAGCCUACAUUGCCAACUCGGAAUACCCUUAUCCCCACACGCAAUACGCUCAUUAUACCCGGGACAUACAGUCACAUCUCCAAGAUAUCGGUAAGAUUUACGCAUGAGACGCGAGGCCAUUUUUGGUGAAUAAAGGGUUGUCUAGAAGUUAUGUUUAUUAAUAUUUUGUUUCGACGUGUCAAUGUUGCCCAAGUUAAAUUAACCAUCCAAAACGCGUAUGUUAUCGCUUAUCGACAACGAGGACCAAACUUUAUGCCACAGAAUUUAGAUUGGGAUAUUUAAAAUUCUAUAAAUAGAAUUUACAUUUGGUCAGCCUAAUUGGUCUUAGGCAUUACUUUGGGGGUUGGGGGUCUUGGGAGUUCAACGGUUUUGAAAAUAGUGUAAAUUAGCUUACUUCUGAUUUGGAAUAAUUUAUCAACUAAAUUAGGCCUAACUUUACCUUUAUACAUGUGAAACCAUGUGGUUUUGGAACACUUUACAUGUGAUGAUAUUUCACAUGAAGUUUCACAUGGAUUAAAAAAAAAUCACAAAAUGACCUGCGAACAAAACGUAAUUAUAUAUGAUGUCCACGGAAAGUCACGAAAUAGCCACAGUUUUUUUCACUUAGCUACAUACAGUAUUUUACGUACAUUAUUACAUUGUGUAUGUUUAUUUCUACAGUAAUUAUUAUUCAACAUGUCCUCAUGUGGGAUAUGAACUCACAACCUCUUGGUUCACUGCAUUCAGAACUUCCUGCUAUGCCACCAUGUCUGUGUCAAGGAUUGAUUUCACCUAUAUUCCUACAUUGGACUUAAAAGUAAAUCUCAGCUUUGUAUAAUACACUCAAGAAAAACUUAUGUUUAUCAUAGUGAUUCAGGAGUAACAUUAAAACAGAAUAAUAUGCCCCACCAACAUUAGACAACUAUACAGAAAACCCUCAAAAUGCUGCGAUAAGUAAACAAAAUCAGUGAUGAGAGAAUAGUCAGAUUAAUUCCUAGCAGAUGUCAGUAUUUUGCUAAGUGCAGAGAUGUAUUAUGGUAAUUACUCUGUAGGGGACUUUGUGGCGCAGCAGAAAGAGCAGCAAAUCCAGAGGUUGUGAGUUCAAAUUCAAUCUGGGGUCAUAUUGAAAGUCAGUACUAAGUAAUCAUGUCAAAUGUAAUCAUAUUGAUUAAAGAUUUAUACACUUUUUUUUAUUACACAUUUUAGCUUAACAAUGUACUAUUUACAUUAAAGUUAGAACCCUUAAUUGAAACUGUAACAAAGCUGGUACCCUGCCUGUGUUUUGGUAAAAAGCUGAGAGAUGGGCCUGGAUAAAUGUAACCACUCUCAAAUUCAUAGACGGAGCUAUUGAUCCAUGAUAUCACAAUUAUAGUUUUAACCAUGUUUUGAGGCUUUACAUUGUUUACAAACAUUGGCGUAAAACAAAAUUGUAUUUUGGGUUCUGAUGGGGUACAACAGUUGAUCUAAGCUCGUGAGGCAUUUAUAAGGUCUAUUAUUCAAGAAUCAAUGGGUAUAUAUCAUUAAUUGAUCAUUAAUUGAUCAUUAAUGUCCCAAAAUGUAUGUAGCAACUAUGGAUUCCAGAUUUAACAUCCCCAUACCAUUUAUUUACUUCCCUUACAAAAAAACAUGUGACAUUUGCAGUUUCACAUGUGAAAUAACUGUUUUCACAUGUUGAUCUGAAAUGUUCACAUGUGAAAACAAGAGACAAGUGAGGUCAGAUGUUCAAAUGUGAAAUAUGUUCACAGGUAUUCAAUAUAGAGUUCACAUGUUAACACCACCUUUUCACAUGUGAGGAGAAUAAUGUUUUCACUUCACAUGUGAAUUGCAGAUUCACAUGUGACAUUUGCAGUUUCACAUGUGAAAAACGUUCACAUGUGGUCACGUGUAGUUUCAUCUUAUCACGUGUUGCUUUUACAUGUUUCACAUGUUAUCACAUUAACUUCACAUUAGAUCACAUGUGAUCACAAUUUUUUUUUUGAGUAGGCCUAGGCCUAUAGACAAUAUGUCAAGAAUUCAGAAUAUAUUUUUUGCUAUUCUGCAUUCUUGGCUGCAAAGCUAACAAUGUGAUAUUUGUCAACAUUUACAUUAAAAUAAAAACAGCUAUAGCCUACCCCAUUUGUAUUUUUGUCAAAAAUGAAUAAAGGUACCAAACAGUCAUUCUGAUUCCCAUGUAAAAUACACUUUUGAGUGACUAAAAUAUCACUCAUAUUAUUCGUUUGAGAAUAGUAUUUUUCUCUCUCAUGGCUAACCACAAGGAAGUUUGAAAAGACAAGCUGAGUGGGCGGGGAGCUUAUAUUCAUGAGCUCGCCUUGACUGACUGCUCUUUGAAACGCCUAUGUCAAGCAACAUGGUUGCAGUGAGCAGUGUUGCAGUAAAAUCAUCUCAAGCAAAUUUGGUGAAACACAAAGCAACUCAAACAACAUUGACAUUGCAUCAAUGAUGUCAAAAAUGUUUCAUACAUCUCCCGUUUGGCAUGUCUCUUUGUGAUGCGGUGCACAGCAGCACUGACGGAUGUGUUGACUUGACAACUGCGUCAGUGUUUUGAACAACCCUUCCCCCACUUUUGUUCCAUGCUGGCUGAAGACCUAGCUAACCAGUAACUAGCUAACACUAGACACAGAUGAAAGUGGAAACAUAAAAGUAUCUUUGCCAUAGAUUAAUAUGGUAAACUUUUAAUUACAUUUGCUGAUACCCUACCAUCCAAUUUUGGCACAGUAGAGUAGCUACAGUUAAAGUUGGAAGUUUACAUACACUUAGGUUGGAGUCAUUAAAACUCGUUUUUCAACCUCUCCACACAUUUCUUGUUAACAAACUAUAAUUUUGGCAAGUCGGUUAGGACAUCUACUUUGUGCAUGACACAAGUAAUUUUUUCAACAAUUGUUUACAGACAGAUAAUUCACUUAUAAUUCACUGUAUCACAAUUCCAGUGGGUCAGAAGUUUACAUACACUAAGUUGACUGUGCCUUUAAACAGCUUGGAAAAUUCCAGAAAAUGAUGUCAUGGCUUUAGAAGCUUCUGAUAGGCUAAUUGACAUCAUUUGAGUCAAUUGGAGGUGUACCUGUGGAUGUAUUUCAAGGCCUACCUUCAAACUCAGUGCCUCUUUCCUUGACAUCAUGGGAAAAUCAAAAGAAAUCAGCCAAAACCUCAGAAAGAAAAUUGUAGACCUCCACAAGUCUGGUUCAUCCUUGGGAACACAUUUCCAAGUGCCUGAAGGUACCACGUUCAUCUGUACAAACAAUAGUAUGCAAGUAUAAACACCUUGGGACCAUGCAGCCGUCAUACCGCUCAGGAAGGAGACGCGUUCUGUCUCCUAGAGAUGAACAUACUUUGGUGCGAAAAGUGCAAAUCAAUCCCAGAACAACAGCAAAGGACCUUGUGAAGAUGCUGGAGGAAACGGGUACAAAAGUAUCUAUAUCCACAGUAAAACAAGUCCUAUAUCGACAUAACCUGAAAGGCCGCUCAGCAAGGAAGAAGCCACUGCUCCAAAACCGCCAUAAAAAAGCCAGACUACGGUUUGCAACUGCACAUGGGGACAAAGAUCGUACUUUUUGGAGAAAUGUCCUCUGGUCUGAUGAAACAAAAAUAGAACUGUUUGGCCAUUAUGACCAUCGUUAUGUUUGGAGGAAAAAGGGGGUUGUUUGCAAGCCGAAGAACACCAUCCCAACCGUGAAGCACAGGGGUGGCAGCAUCAUGCUGUGGGGGUUCUUUGCUUCAGGAGGGACUGGUGCACUUCACAAAAUAGAUGGCAUCAUGAGGAAGGAAAAUUAUGUGGAUAUAUUGAAGCAACAUCUAAAGACAUCAGUCAGGAAGUUAAAGCUUGAUCGCAAAUGGGUCUUUCAAAUGGACAAUGACCCCAAGCAUACUUCCAAAGUUGUGGUAAAAUGGCUUAAGGACAACAAAGUCAAUGUAUUUGGAGUGGCCAUCACAAAGCCCUGACCUCAAUCCUAUAGAACAUUUGUGGGCAGAACUGAAAAAGCGUGUGCGAGCAAGGAGGCCUACAAACCUGACUCAAUUACACCAGCUCUGUCAGGAGGAUUGGGCCAAAAUUCACCCAACUUAUUGUGGGAAGCUUGUGGAAGGCUACCCAAAACGUUUGACCCAAGUUAAACAAUUUAAAGGCAAUGCUACCAAAUACCAAUUAAGUGUAUGUAAACUUCUGACCCACUGGGAAUGUGAUGAAAUAAAUAAAAGCUGAAAGAAAUAAUUAUCUCUAGUAUUAUUCUGACAUUUCACACUCUUAAAAUAAAAUGGUGAUCCAAACUGACCUAAGACAGGGAAUUUUUUACUAGGAUUAAAUGUCAGGAAUUGUGAAAAUCUGAGUUUAAAUGUAUUUGGCUAAGGUGUAUGUAAACUUCCGACUUCAACAGUAUCUAUCUAUAUAAACCAUGCCCCUUUGCAAACACGCCUUCUCUGAUGUUGGUUACAAGGCGGUACUUAUUUAAAUUAGGUAAGAGAAAAUUAAGGUGAUGAUACCCUAUCGACUCAAUAAUCCUGCCUCCUGAAUCCAAGUGGUUGACACGGGGGAGGGGACCAGUAACUUUAUGAUCAAACUUUAUCAAUGUAGAAGCAACAGUCAUACAUUUCAUACAUUUGUCAUCAAACUUUGAUCUGGUUUCAUCCAAAUAUCAUGACAUUUCAUGAAAAGCAUGAUUUUGACUGUUAAUGACGUUUAAGAUGAGCUCCCAGGGAAUAGUGUAUUAUAUAAGUUUUAGCCUACAAUUCAAAUGCCCCAUUAGGCCUAGUCUACUUCGAUCGUUUUGCAAUAACACACUAUGCUAUAAAGCUCUUCAAUAAUAUAAAUUGUUCAUAUGGCCUAGAAUGCAAAUUAAAAUGUAGCCUAUUCUAUAAAUGCAAAAGGUUUCUUUAUAUUUUGCAAAAUUGGUUUUUGCAAAGCAGCUGAAACCUUCACAUUUGAGAGAGAACUGCUAUUGUGUUUGUGUUGUCAUUGGUAAUUUUUGUGUUGUUAACAAUGUUUAGGUAUCUAGGCCCUAUAACAUACCAUUUGGCUGCUGGCAUUGGCAUUCCAGGAAGAAUCUUUCUCUUUGAAUUGGCCCGGAGACACACAUCAGGUGUCACGACAUGUCAUUCUGGCACGCAUUGCUUUUUGGCUCAAUAGCCUGUCUUAGAGUUUUGACUUGAUCACUGCAUGUGAAAACACCCCAAACAAUACAUGAAGGCUAUAUAGCCUAUAUACUCAAUGCACCAAUCAUUCUCUCUCAUUAGUGGCAUAUCCCAUAAUAAUGUGAGGGGCAUUGGAAUCUCUUGGACAGAGACAUUUUGUGCACCAAACCCUGCUUAGGCUAUUGAGUAAAGCAUAUUUCAGAACUGGUAAAAAAAAAUGUUUUAAUUGAUGUUGACUAAUGAAAUAUAUAUAAUCAAUUAAUUCAUCUGUUAUCAUAAUACUUUUAAUUAAUCUGUUAUCAUAAUACUUUUUUUCUGUAGGCAUAGGCCUACUGUUUAAGCCCUCUGUAGGCCUACUGUAAAUGUAUGAGCCCCUCAAGUCCUUUAGCCAACUAAUGCUCUGUUGUUAUUUUUCAGAGGAACCAGAGCCUGAGGUGAGAAUGGUCAAUGGAAAGCCUAGAAAAAUCAGAAAACCUCGCACUAUAUAUUCUAGUUACCAGCUCGCUGCGUUGCAACAUCGCUUCCAGGGAGCUCAGUAUUUGUCUCUUCCUGAGAGAGCCGAACUAGCGGCUCAACUUGGCGUGACACAAACACAGGUGAGGAAGCCAAUAGGCCACACAUACCACUGUUAUGACACGCUGUUGAGAGGUUUAUACCUCUAUGAUCUAUGUUCAUUUAUCUAAUAAAACCAUGAACUAUACUGGCAUCUAUUUUGCAUACGUUAGGUCUACACCUAGUGAAUCAUCUAAGACGUUACAGGUUUUGUUAUCGCUUUCUAUUUUCACAAGUAUGUGGUACAUUUUUACAACUCUUAGUACAAAACUCAAAACAGAUCAUCAAAAAGGCAGUUGUUUUAAAACUCUAAGCACAUGUUAAAUUGACUUAGUACAAAACACAAAAUGAUACAGUCACUUUUUCACCAAAUGUAAUCAGUGUUUCAUCUAGAAAUACAGUGCCUUGCAAAAGUAUUCAUCCCCCUUGGCGUUUUUCCUAUUUUGUUGCAUUACAUCUUGUAAUUUAAAUUGAUGUUUAUUUGGAUUUUAUGUAAUGGACAUACACGAAAUAGUCCAAAUUGAUGAAGUGAAAUGCAAAAAAUUACUUGUUUCAAAAAAUUCGAAAAAAUUAAUAACGGAAAAGUGGUGCGUGCAUAUGUAUUCACCCCCUUUGCUAUGAAGCCCCUAAAUAAGAUCUGGUGCAACCAAUUAACUUCAGAAGUCACAUAAUUAGUUAAAUAAAGUCCACCUGUGUGCAAUCUAAGUGUCACAUGAUCUGUCACAUGAUCUCAGUAUAUCUCUUGGACCUGUUCUGAAUGGCCCCAGAGUCUGCAACACCACUAAGCAAGGGGCACCACCAAGCAAGCGGCACCAUGAAGACCAAGGAGCUCUCCAAACAGGUCAGGGACAAAGUUGUGGAGAAGUACAGAUCAGGGUUGGGUUAUAAAAAAAUAUAGGAAACUUUGAACAUCCCACGGAGCACCAUUAAAUCCAUUAUUAAAAAAUGGAAAGAAUAUGGCACCACAACAAAUCUGCCAAGAGAGGGCCGCCCACCAAAACUCACGGAUCAGGCAAGGAGGGCAUUAAUCAGAGAGGCAACAAAGAGACCAAAGAUAACCCUGAAGGAGCUGCAAAGCUCCACAGCGGAGAUUGGAGUAUCUGUCCAUAGGACCACUUUAAGCUGUACACCAGCGGAACCCAUCCAACUUGAAGGAGCUGGAGCAGUUUUGCCUUGAAGAAUGGGCAAAAAUCCCAGUGUCUAGAUGUGCCAAGCUUAUAGAGACAUACCACAAGAUAGUUUGGGGGGGGGGGGGGUUGAAUAGUUAUGCACGCUCAAGUUUUCAGUUUUUUUGUCUUAUUUCUUGUUUGUUUCACAAUAAAAUAUAUUUUGCAUCUUCAAAGUGGUAGGCAUGAGGUGUAAAUCAAAUGAUACAAACCCCCCAAAAAUCAAUUUUAAUUCCAGGUUGUAAAGCAACAAAAUAGGAAAAAUGCCAAGGGGGGUGAAUACAUUCGCAAGCCACUGUAAGAACAUACUGUAGUUGAUUAGCCCUGUCAUAGGCCUUCUAAGGAUAGCCUUUCCACUCCCUAUUUAAUUUUGCUCUUGGGACUGACUGGGAUCAAAACAUGUCUCCUGCAUGUCACAAGAUUACUGCGACUGUGAGACUUUGAAGUGUACAAUGAUAACCAAAGAUAACCCUGAAGGAGCUGCAAAGCUCCACAGCGGAGAUUGGAGUAUCUGUCCAUAGGACCACUUUAAGCCGUACACUCCACAGAGCUGGGCUUUACGGAAGAGUAGCCAGAAAAAAAGCCAUUGUUUAAAGAAAGAAAUAAGCAAACAUGUUUGGUGUUUGCCAAAAGUCAUGUGGGAGACUCCCCAAACAUAUGGAAGAAGGUACUCUGGUCAGAUUAGACUAAAAUUGAGCUUUUUGGCCAUCAAGGAAAAUGUCUGGCGCAAACCCAACACCUCUCAUCACCCCGAGAACACCAUCCCCACAGUGAAGCAUUGUGGUGGCAGCAUCGGCAGGGACUGGGAAACUGGUCAGAAUUGAAGGAAUGAUGGAUGCCGCUAAAUACAGGGAAAUUCUUGAGGGAAACCUGUUUCAGUCUUCCAGAUAUUUGAGACUGGGACGGAGGUUCACCUUCCAGCAGGACAAUGACCCUAAGCAUACUGCUAAAGCAACACUUGAGUGGUUUAAGGGGAAACAUUUAAAUGUCUUGGAAUGGCCUAGUCAAAGCCCAGACCUCAAUCCAAUUGAGAAUCUGUGGUAUGACUUAAAGAUUGCUGUACACCAGCGGAACCCAUCCAACUUGAAGGAGUUGGAGCAGUUUUGCCUUGAAGAAUGGGCAAAAAUCCCAGUGUCUAGAUGUGCCAAGCUUAUAGAGACAUACCACAAGAUAGUUUGGGGGGGGUGAAUAGUUAUGCAUGCUCAGGUUUUCUGUUUUUUUGUCUUAUUUCUUGUUUGUUUCACAAUAAAAACUAUUUUGCAUCUUCAAAGUGGUAGGCAUGUUGUGUAAAUCAAAUGAUACAAACCCCCCAAAAAUCCAUUUUAAUUCCAGGUUGUAAGGCAACAAAAUAGGAAAAAUGCCAAGGGGGGGGUGAAUACUUUCGCAAACUACUGUACAUGUUUCACAUUGCAAUACAUGUUCAUAUAAAGUAAUUGCCUUUUAACAAUGCAAUGCUCACAUUACUUUUGACAUGAUUAUCUUUUCUUUUGUUAAAAGACAUGUUACUAUUACUUAAUCCGACUGUUCUUAAUUGAUGAUCACUUAAACAUUUGGUAAACCUAUAGAUUGUACAUGUAAACUAGUUUGUCUGCUACAGAUUUUGAUAAUUACAUAAUCAAUCAAUCAAUCAAUUUUAUUUUAUAUAGCCCUUCGUACAUCAGCUAAUAUCUCGAAGUGCUGUACAGAAACCCAGCCUAAAACCCCAAACAGCUAGUAAUGCAGGUGUAGAAGCACGGUGGCUAGGAAAAACUCCCUAGAAAGGCCAAAACCUAGGAAGAAACCUAGAGAGGAACCAGGCUAUGAGGGGUGGCCAGUCCUCUUCUGGCUGUGCCGGGUGGAGAUUAUAACAGAACCAUGCCAAGAUGUUCAAAAAUGUUCAUAAGUGACAAGCAUGGUCAAAUAAUAAUCAGGAAUAAAUCUCAGUUGGCUUUUCAUAGCCGAUCAUUAAGAGUUGAAAACAGCAGGUCUGGGACAGGAAGGGGUUCCAUAACCGCAGGCAGAACAGUUGAAACUGGAAUAGCAGCAAGGCCAGGCGGACUGGGGACAGCAAGGAGUCACCACGGCCGGUAGUCCCGACGUAUGGUCCUAGGGCUCAGGUCUCUCAGUUGGCUUUUCAUAGCCGAUCAUUAAGAGUUGAAAACAGCAGGUCUGGGACAGGUAGGGGUUUCGUAACCGCAGGCAGAACAGUUGAAACUGGAAUAGCAGCAAGGCCAGGCGGACUGGGGACAGCAAGGUGUCAGCAUGUCCGGUAGUCCUGACGUAUGGUCCUAGGGCUCAGGUUCUCAGAGAGAAAGAGAGAACGAGAGAAUUAGAGAGAGCAUACUUAAAUUCACACAGGACACUGGAUAAGACAGGAGAAGUACUCCAGGUAUAACCAACUAACCCCAGCCCCCCGACACAUAAACUACUGCAGCAUAAAUACUGGAAGCUGAGACAGGAGCGGUCCGGAGACACUGUGGCCCCAUCCGAAGAAACCCCCGGACAGGGCCAAACAGGAAGGAUAUAACCCCACCCACUCUGCCAAAGCACAGCCCCCGCACCACUAGAGGGAUAUCCUCAACCACCAACUUACAAUCCUGAGACAAGGCCGAGUAUAGCCCACAGAGGUCUCCACCACAGCACAAACCAAGGAAAAAGUAUGUCUGUAAAGUAGAAACAUAAAAUAAUAUGAUAUAUACUCGAAUGUACUACUAUGAUGAUGACUAUUAUGAUUUUACUUCACAGUAAGUUUUUUAAAAAUCUGAUAGACAAGAUCAGAGAUGUACUGUGUGUAACAAAUCAAAGUUUAUUGGUCGCGUACACAGAUUAGCAAAUGUUACAGCAGGUGCAGUGAAAUGCUUGUGUUUCUAGCUCCUACAGUGCAGUAAUACAAUAUCAAUACAAUACCAAUACAUACAUAAUCCAGAAAGUCCAAAACAAGGAAGAAAUGCAUCCCCUAUACAAUAAACAUGUAUCCAAAAUGAAGUGUGCCAUGACAAAAGGUUUUUCCCCAGGUGCAUGAACAAUGAGGAUAUUUACUGCGAAUUCGAUGAGAACCUAUGGCCAAAUGCUCAAGACAGGCUUAAUGCAAACUAGUGCCUGCUAAAACUUAUGUUUCUUUCUUUCUUUCAUUUAUUUUAUUUGAUUAUAUUGUGAAAGAUGUCUUCAAUGAUCACACCUUUGAUCACACAUGGGAUAGAAAUUAUGGACAUUUGAUGUUCAGUCAAUUAUAAUGAGUAGUGCAAGUGUAUAGCCUAAUGUGAAAACAGUGUAAGGUACUGUAAUUUACAGUACUGUAGCAUACUACAUUCAAAGGACAAUUUUAAAACAUGUAUCUUACAAUUCACCACAUAAUAUAGUACCAAAAUAGUACCAAAGCGAUAAAAAAAAAACGGUAUUGUUUAUAUUAUAUUUCAAACCGCUGGUGUUAUUAACCUCUUCCCAGUCGUUUUCAUAUCUGAGAAUUGAUAGCUUCAUUAAUGGAUCUAAGUUUGCAUCUGGAUUACAAAUUUCAAUGCAACAUAAUGCGGUAUAUUCUAUUCUAAUAAGGCCUAGGGUGUCAAUAUGAGAUUACAACACUAGAUAAUACACUUUUAACCCAUGCAUUCGCAUGUUCUGGUACAAACAUCCCGACCUUCUAUUUAAACCUGUAGCUCAAAUGUUUUUUCUUCCAGGUCAAGAUCUGGUUCCAGAAUCGGCGUUCCAAAUUCAAGAAGUUGUACACGAACGGGGAAGUUCCACUGGACCACAGCCCUGGAGCCAGUGACUCCAUGUCCUGCAAUUCACCCCCAUCCCCUGAUAUUUGGGACAGUAGUGUACCCACAGACCCCACCACUAGAGAGCAGGCUCUCCAGCCCUCCCUCAGCUCCUCUCUAUGUUAUGUGGAGGACUACACUCAACACUGGUAUCAACAGACCUCACAGACACGCUCACAGCACUCAGGACUGGUUCUUCAGCACACAACACCACCAAAGAAUAUGGGGGCGGUGUACUAA